GGGGUCUCCAAGGAGUGUCGUCCCGCUCUGCAUAUUACAUCAACCAAGUUGAUCCAGGAGCCAUCAGCAACCCGACCAUGGGGCACAAAUCACCGUUGGGUUAGAGUGAGCGAUAAGGACUUGGCAAGGUCUUGGCAAAUUAUUGGGCGCAGCGAUCACCAACCUCAGGCAGUGCCGGCCCGCCUAUCAGGGCCCGCCAAUGAGCCAUGUCGCCACAGUCCAUCCAGAUAAGGGAGCAUGCCUCAGGAUGCAAGGCAUGACAUGAUGUGAUAUUCUGGUCGUCAAUCAAGCAGCCGCCUCAUUGCCAGGCUCACUCAUCCCUCUGGAUCGUAUUUGGGACAUCCUCAAAUUAAACCUUCUUACCUCUCUUUACUCUGAUUAGGGUUUCACCUGGUUUCAUCUCCCUAUUUCCCCGAUCGAGCUAUCAACCUUAUCAGCAAGCUCAUCCGCCACAAAACCUGCUUUCCGAAGAUCUUUGCCUGCCGCCUUCCUGGUCGGGCAAGAUUUCGUCAACCCGACCAGCUGGGAAUCAAUUUGCCUGUCCAACACUCAUCUUCGCAAUAUCGCGUCCACACCAACCCCCUGAUCAAUUUUGACUUCCCCCCACUUCGAUGGCCUUUUUUACGGCACCACGAUCUCUGCAAAAUGCCGCCUCUCUGGUUCCCCGUGACGCGCUCUUAAAGCAGGCCCAGAUGGGCGUCAACCUGGUCCAGGAUGCCCAGGCUCCACAUUCCAGCUGUUCUGGAGGUUGUUUGCGUGAGCUUGCCGGGGUAUAUCGUUGCGAAGCAGGGGAUGUUUGAUGCUGAGGCGCAGAAGUUUGUUGCCAAUCUUAAUGUCUUCUUGUUCACUCCGUGUCUUAUCUUCACCAAGCUUGGGUCUCAGCUCACCGCAGAGAAGUUGACCGAUCUCGCCAUCAUUCCAUUCAUCUUCGUGGUCCAGACGUGUGUCUCGUACUUUUGCGCCUGGGCGGUGUCACGAUGCUUGCGCUUCAAGAAACGACCGGCAAAUUUCGUGGCGGCUAUGGCUGUUUUCGGCAACUCCAAUUCGCUCCCCAUCUCCCUGGUCAUGUCGCUCUCCCAGACCCUGAAAGGCCUACACUGGGACCGCGUCCCGAAUGACAACGACGACGAAGUGGCGGCACGGGGUAUUCUCUACUUGCUCAUCUUCCAACAGCUGGGCCAGCUCGUCCGCUGGAGUUGGGGAUACCACGUCCUGCUUGCUCCGCGGGAGCGAUAUGUGGAGGAUGGCGACAGGGAGCAGGCGGAAUCUGUCGAAGACGCGCAAGAGCCAUACCGGGAUAAUCCAGAUGAGAGUGAGCAUACUGAGGAGCCUCUGAUCCGUACGCGAAUUUCCGAGGAUGCAUUGAGUGGCCCGCCAGUCAGUCCCGGGGAACCAGGUCCUGAGUUCCGUUCCGGGGAGCAAACGCCCGUCAGCGCGCACACUUACUCCAAGUAUUCCCAGCAAAACGGGACCGACACGGAACCCAGCAGCCCGACGCAUCUCGCCCCUCCACGGGGCCCUUUCCUACCCCGUCUGAGCUCGCGCGGGGAUAUUCUGUGCUUUCCUAGCGUGGAGAUUCCCCCCCGGGAGCAACGGAAGAGAGGAUCGGUAGGCAGAGCCAGGGCUUCCAUCUCUCGAAUGGGUCAUCGCGUCGCAAGCAACGGAGGGAAGCGCAUGGACGCGAUCUUCGAAAAGCUUCCCCCGGUCAUGCAGAAAUCUUUGUCGGCCUGCUCCAGUGGCGCACGGAGGUUCUUCCGGGGUUUGUGGGACUUUAUGAAUCCCCCCCUGUGGGCCAUGUUAGUCGCGAUCGUGACAGCGUCGGUACCCUCGCUCCAACACCUAUUCUUCGACGAGGGCACCUUCAUCCACAACUCAGUGACUCGCGCCAUUGGCCAAAACGCACAGGUAGCCGUGCCGUUGAUCCUGGUAGUCCUCGGCGCCAACCUAGCACGCAACACACUACCAGAAGAGGCACUCCUCGAAAUGGAGCACCCAAAGGAAGAGAACAAACUAAUCCUCGCCUCCCUGGUAGCUCGCAUGCUCCUCCCAACCCUCUUCAUGGCGCCUUUCCUCGCCCUGCUAGCGAAAUACGUCCCCGUCAGCAUCCUAGACGACCCGAUCUUCAUCAUCGUCUGUUUCCUACUCACGGGGGCGCCGUCCGCGCUGCAGCUGGCGCAGAUCUGCCAGAUCAAUAAUGUCUAUGUGUCCGCCAUGUCGAAGCUUCUGUUCCAGAGCUAUGUGGUUUGGAUCCUUCCCUCAACGCUUGUACUUGUAAUGUGUGCUAUGGAGGUUGUGGAGUGGGCGUCUAAUUCGGCUUAGCUGGUGGUCGUGGCGUUAUCGGCUUGGCUUGGCUUUUUCUUUCUCUCGGUAUUGUUAUCAUUAUGUUCUACAACUGUUACGACGAAAUGAACUUGGUCAUCGAUAUUAGCCUAGUAGUAUAGGUACCUACCUUUAAUAAAACUCUAUUAAUAAA
Molecule: messenger RNA, 2473 nt
Organism: Aspergillus candidus
Lineage: Eukaryota; Fungi; Ascomycota; Eurotiomycetes; Eurotiales; Aspergillaceae
Product: Auxin Efflux Carrier superfamily
Exons: 5
Coding region: 715-2319 (534 amino acids)
Biological process (GO): transmembrane transport
Cellular component (GO): endoplasmic reticulum; membrane
Source: RefSeq, a predicted model, not a curated record